Megalobrama amblycephala (Wuchang bream) is the source of this 1243-nucleotide messenger RNA. Its product is annotated as SLAM family member 9-like. Lineage: Eukaryota; Metazoa; Chordata; Actinopteri; Cypriniformes; Xenocyprididae. The coding region runs from base 284 to 898 and encodes 204 amino acids. The transcript is spliced from 3 exons. The record is from RefSeq and is a predicted model, not a curated record.
AUAUUAAUAAAUUAAUACAUUAUAUGAUGUAUAAAGUGUUGCGUUAGUUUAUGUCAUGGACAUUCUAUGACACUCAAUGCAUUCUCAUGUUGAUGAAUUGAAUUUUAUUAUCUUUUUACAUUUAUAUUAAUCUUAUCCUCUAGGUUUUUUUGUUGCCGAGACAAAUGUAGUGAAGACAGUGUCGGUGACCGAAGGAGAUUCAGCCACUCUGGACUCUGAGGUUUCUGAAAUACAGGGAGACGACAGCAUAGAGUGGACGUUUGGAAGCAUUCGUGUGGCUAGAAUGAAGGGAAGGAAUGGUAUCUUUUCUAUGCAGUACAGUAAUGAUUGGAAAUUCGCAGGCAGAGUCCAGCUCCAUAAUCAAACUGGAUCUCUCACCAUUAGAAACAGCAAAUCUGUACACAGUGGAGUUUAUGAUCUAAGCAUCACGGUCGGAAGUGUGGAGUCAACCAAGAGUUACAGGUUUACAGUUUAUGCUCCUCUGUCCUCUCCAGUAAUCUUCGUUGACGCUUUACAAUGUUUGUCAUCAUCAGAAAGAUCAUCCAAAUUUGUGCUGUUGUGUUCAGUGUUGGAUGUGAGUCACGCGACUCUCUCCUGGUACAAAGGAAACAGUUUAUUGUCCAGCGUCAGUGCAUCUGAUCUCAGCGUCAAUCUCUCUCUUCCUCUGGAGGUGGAAUAUCAGGAUAGAAACACCUACAGCUGUGUGAUCAACAAUCCCAUCAGCAACCAGACCAAACAUCUGGACAUCAGUGAUCUCCAUUGGUUAAUUUCAGAAUCUGACAACAAUUGUGGCACUGCUGAAGCUGUGAUCCGAUUGGUCGUCUCAGCUCUGAUGGGCGUGGCUGCUGUGUUGGCAUGUGUUGUUCUGGUUUAUGACAUCAAAUCCAGAACAGGAUAGGAGAAAAAACAAAACAAAAUCAAACAUCAGGACAAUCAAAAACAUGUUGUUAAAGGCACAAUAUGUAAAUGAAAAUGUCCUAAAUUUCUUUCCUUUUUAUAAGUAGAGUAAAUUCAGUUUGAUUGGGACACUUUUUUUCAUCUGACUAAAAUGUGUCCCAAUAAACCUGAAUUUACCCUACUUUUCUGAAAUAUUUUAGCACUUUUUCAAAAAUGUACAGAAACUAGACAGAGAUAUUUUUGUGUAUUCUUAUUGAUAAUGGUGCAUUAUAUAUUUUGAUGCAAAAUUUGAUGCCCAUAAAGCAAAGAAAAUAGUAUACGGAAUAUAAAUAAAAAAGCAUUGUUG